Messenger RNA from Oncorhynchus mykiss (rainbow trout), 3239 nucleotides. RefSeq names its product scaffolding CK1 anchoring protein D (gene sack1d). Gene Ontology annotation, cellular component: cytosol; mitotic spindle pole. Gene Ontology annotation, biological process: signal transduction; protein localization to mitotic spindle; regulation of TOR signaling. Gene Ontology annotation, molecular function: protein kinase binding. Lineage: Eukaryota; Metazoa; Chordata; Actinopteri; Salmoniformes; Salmonidae. The record is from RefSeq and is a predicted model, not a curated record.
GGGUUUGUUUGCCUCCAAAUUCAAACUGCUGGCCAAUGAGCGAGCGCUUAUAGCGGAGUGACAGGUGUAUAGCGCAGGCUUGUCUACACGAUUCUGGUUCCUAAUUUUCGAGUAGCCAAUACUGACUGCGGAUGGGCUGGAACUGAGUAAAUUGCAAAAUACAAAUUUGCUUCUUCUGGUUAGGCUACAUUAUAUCACGAGGGACACUGAAUUGAAUGGUUACUGUCUAUUCUAAAUAGUUAACUUAACGUUAUGGCUCUAUCGCAAUGUUUGGAAGAUUCACCUGUAAGGUGGCCGUCAAGAAGACAGGAAAAUGAUUUGAAUGUAAAGGAGUUAUACAACGAAAGGCACCGACUGGCGUUAGAGGAACUUAUUUCAGGUGGAGUUGAUUCGUUUUUGGGAUUUCUAAGAAAAGAGAGAAUACCGAACUUUCUCUCGGAUGACGAGAUCAGACGCAUUGGCCGUGCUGCGGUGGUUCCACGCGGUGUGUCCCUCCACGCGGAGGACGUGAUUUUUGAACAGUCGGUAAGCAGCUCCAUGGACUGCUCCUCGGUCACUUACUUCCCCGAGGUCUCGGACGUGGAGCCACCGCUGUUGGAAAUCGGCUGGCCCGCCUUUACAUCGGGCUCUUACCGAGGAGUCACUCGUGCUGUCGCCCACUUCCAACCCAGUUAUGGAGAAUGCAUCUAUAGUUGCAAGGAAGCUGCGAGAAGAAUGAUUCAAAGUGCCAAGGAGGUGAUCGCCAUAGUGACAGACUCUCUGACAGACCUGGACAUCUUUAAGGAUCUCCAGGAGGCGUGCACACAGCGCAGAGUUCCAGUCUACAUCCUGCUGGACUGGUCCUGUGUGCCGGCAUUCCUCAAAAUGUGCAACAACAUCAAUGUGCGCCUGGACGAUCUUAAGCAAAUGCGAGUGCGGACCAUAACUGGUGGUACAUACUUCAUGCGGUCAGGGGCCAAGAUUACUGGGAAGGUUCAUGAACGGUUCAUGUUGAUUGAUGGGAACAGAGUGACUACAGGCUCCUACAGGUUCAAUUGGACUGAUGGGAAACUAAACAGCAGCAACAUGAUCGAGUUGUCUGGCCAGAUCACUGAGAACUUUGAUGAGGAGUUCCGGAUUCUGUACGCUCAGUCCAUGCCUGUUAUUACCAGGGGCCCAGCCAGUGCCCGAAACAGUGGCAUCUACGACCACCUUCUCAUCAAACACCCCGUCACCUCAUCCCCUCAGCCGUGCAAAGAGAGGCCCCCAGUCAAGCCUGUCUGUCUGGAAGUAUUGGGGAAAACUGUCUGUCUGACCAGCACACCCAGCCGGGCCCAGGCUGUGGCAGUGCCGCCCUCCAGAGAAAUGACUGGGAAGAGCAGCCCGGUGUCGGCCUCCUCCACCAUAGGGGAAGACUGGAUGGAGCAGCGACACAUGCAGGAGGUCCUGGCUGGAAGUGCCGCCCAGUGCCUGCCCACAGGUGACCCUGCCACUGCCACAUCAGCAGUGGAUGUGCAGGUCACACCCUCCGUCCCUACCUGCUGUCAUGUCUCCACCCAGACCAGCUGCCCUGCGGUGGACCUUGGAGUGCAGACUGAUCUGACUCAGUACACUAAGCACCUCUCCCCCAACAAGGCUACAUUUACUCCAAUUACCAGCACCACGACUCAGACCAACAACAUUCAGAGUGAAGCUGCCGCCUCCUCAGAUUCUGUCUCUACCUCCCCCAGGCAGCACCUCGCCCCCCAUGGGGUGGACCGUCGCCCUGCAAUCCGUCACUGUACUCCACCCCCUGAUGGGAACCUGAGGGAGUGCUUCCGCAAGCUGACCAAAGAGCGUCAGUAUCACUACUCCACCAUCCGCUCCAAGCUGGAGCACAUGGUGACCAUGCUGUCCCACCGCCGUGAGCUGGUGGACCUCACCAACAUGGCCCUGGGGCCUGGGCUGCACAGAGCAUCCAAUGCCCAGAAAGAGCGGAGACAGAGGCAGGGACAUAACCCUGGCCUGCUGAUGGACAGUGUGGGCAUGGGCACAUGGCCAAGGGCUAGAUGUUUACACUAACAGGACUUACAGGGCUGCAGGGGCUUGAAGGUGGAGGGUGUUGUAGAAACCGCUCUGUGUUUUGUAGGUAUACACUACUUGAAACAAAUGGGUUUAAAGAGCAAUAUGACAUUUGAGAAUUAGUCUUCCUUAGAGUUUAGAAUUUGAAAGUAUGUGUCACUGUGUCUGUGUUGUGAUGUAGCCUUCUUCCUAUUUUUAUUGUGAAUCUGUCCCUUUUCUUUGACCCCUGUUUGAACAUUUCUACUUUAGAAACUGAUGUCAAAUGGCAGUAGACAGGCGAUGGAUAUACUGUAAUUUGCCUUGACUAUUUUUGCUACAAAAUGUAAUGUUUUUAAGUGUAGACAUUGUGCAGUAAGACACAAUCUAUAUAUAGUUUUGAUGAUUUAAAAAAAUAUAUAUUGAAACAAUAAGAUUGUCCAAAGAUUUAUUUGAGAAAUACUGUAAUUGCAAUUCAUAAAUUGAUAUUUGAUGAACAUUUUAGAUGAGACAUUUUGUCUGUAACUAACAUUUUAUUAUACAGCAUUCUAACAUUCAGUUUAACUUGUUAGGUUCCAAUUUUGAGUAAAUAACUCACGGACACUAGAGAAGCUUAACCAAGUUGAAUUCUUCCCAAAGAGUCGUUACAGCUGUAAUUCAGACAAACUCUUUUCACACAAGCACGGAUAUUUAACCCUUUCUCCUAGGCUGAGUCUCCUUUGCAACUGAACAGCCAAUGCAUCUCUGUUGUUAGACAGAACUUUAGUGAUAUCUGUUCUUCCUCACUUCAUCUAACCUGACCUCUACCCCAAAGUGCUCACUCCUCCCCAACUCCAAGGCUGUCAUGGUUAUUGAUACCAGACGGUGUCUCUUCUCCACCCAGAGGAUCCCUGAUGGCUAAAAAUAACAUGUCCUGACAUAAUUAUACAUCACCCUCUUUUCCUCAGUGACAUUGUUAGGUUCUAAGCUCUCCACCCGUCUCCCCUACACAUUCCCAAAGCCAUCUAACUCCUACAGAAAUCCAUUCACUUCUGAUGUAAAAACCAGUCUAUAUCAUCUCUCAGAUACCAUACUUCUGAUCUAUCAUGUCUAGUAUAGCAAUGUUAAAAGUUUACCCAGAAUCGAACAAACUAAAUCUGAGUACUGCGAAAGCAGUUACGUGUUAUUAUAUCAAUGUAUGUACUUUAUUGCUUACACUUAAAAUAAAGGAGUAUUUUACGUAU